Molecule: messenger RNA, 1551 nt
Organism: Entamoeba histolytica HM-1:IMSS
Lineage: Eukaryota; Evosea; Mastigamoebida; Endamoebidae
Product: aminoacyl-histidine dipeptidase, putative
Exons: 1
Coding region: 1-1551 (516 amino acids)
Biological process (GO): proteolysis
Cellular component (GO): cytosol
Molecular function (GO): metallodipeptidase activity
Source: RefSeq, a predicted model, not a curated record
AUGGACGCUAAAUCACUCUUUAAAUAUGAACAUUCUAUGGAAAUGUAUAACCAACUUUGUAAUAUUUGUAAAGAUGAAGGUUCUAAAGUAUAUUGGAAAUGGUUCCUUGCAUUAGAUGAAAUUCCAAGAAGAUCAGGAGCAAGAGAAGCACCAUCUAAUUGGUUAAUUGAAAUUGCAAAGAAAUCAGGAUUAGAAUAUAAAGUAGAUAAAGAAAAGAAUAUUUGUAUUUAUGUUCCAGCAUCUAAAGGAUUUGAAGAUAAACCAUCAGUUUGUAUUCAAGGACAUUAUGAUAUGGUAGGAACUGUUGCAGCAGGAGUUCAACAUGAUUUCACUAAAGAUCCAAUUAAAAUGAAACUUGAAGAUGGUAUUUUAUCAGCACAAGGAACUACUCUUGGAGGAGAUGAUGGAACUGGAGUUGCAUGUGGACUUGCAUAUAUGGAACUUAGAGAUAAAUUCCAACAUCCAGCAUUAGAACUUCUUUUUACAGCAGAUGAAGAAAUUGGAUGUCUUGGAGCUGCAGGACUUGUUCCAGGGGAAUUAUUAACAGAAAAAUGUAAAUAUCUUAUUAAUGUUGAUUCAGAAGAUUGGGGAGAAGUUACAAUUUCAUCAGCAGGAACAGCAUUUAGAGUUGGAAAAGUUCCAGUUAAAUUUGAAAAUGCUAAAAGUGGAUUAACAUCAAUUAAUAUUGUUGUUGAAAAGUUUAAUGGAGGACAUAGUGGAGUUGAUAUUCAACAUCAAAGAGCUAAUGCACUUAAAUGGGUUGUUGAUCUUAUUAUUCAUAGUCCUUCUCUUUUAAGAGUUAAUAAACAUCAAUAUCAUAUUGUUAAAUUUGAAGCAGGACAUGCUCAUAAUGCUAUUCCAUCUCAUGCUAAUGUUACUAUUGCAGUUCCAAAUGAUAUUGCAGAAGCUGUUAUGAAAGAAAUUAAAGCUAAUCAUGAAGCACUUACUGUUCUUUAUAGUGGAACUAGUGAUGUUAAACCAGAAAUUAAUGUUUCAUCAACACCACUUGCUGAAGGAACACAAAUUGUUUCAUAUACUUCAACAUGUAAUUGUCUCCAAUUAGUUGAAAAACUUCCACAUGGAGUUCUUAGAUUCUCAGAAGAUGUAGAAGGAUUAGUUGAAACAUCACAAUCAGUUUCUAUUGGUAAACUUGAAGGAAAUACAUUCAAUAUUACUAUUUUUGCACGUUCAAGUAAAGAUGAAGAUAUGCUUACUCUUGUUGAAGCUGAUUAUAAAAUGUUUAAAUGUCAUGGAGCUACAUUUGAAAAAGCUGUUGAUGAUGCAUGUGGAUGGCCAGCUGAACCAAAUAAUCAUUUACUUAAGACUCUUAAAGAAUGUUAUAAAGAAAUGUACAAAUCAGAAAUUAAAACAGUUGCAAUUCAUGCUGGUCUUGAAAAUUCUAUUAUUAUGGAAAAAUAUAAGAAUUUGAACCUUCAUUCUAUUUCUCUUGGUCCAUCAGUUCAUGAUGUUCAUACUCCAAAAGAACAUGUUCAUGUUGAAACUGCAACUCAACUUUAUGCACUUCUUAUUUCUGUUAUGGAGAAACUUUAA